Molecule: messenger RNA, 936 nt
Organism: Asterias rubens (European starfish)
Lineage: Eukaryota; Metazoa; Echinodermata; Asteroidea; Forcipulatida; Asteriidae
Exons: 2
Coding region: 51-743 (230 amino acids)
Source: RefSeq, a predicted model, not a curated record
AGUGUGGAGUACUGCACUACGGGAAAGGGGUCGACAGAGUCACUUACACCAUGACAGAAGGAAACCACUCCAGAAAUUUGAAAGAAAUGGACGACGAAAAGGAUCUUGGUGUCCUGUUUGACAAGUCACUAACUUUCAGUAAGCACAUUGGAGCAAUAGCAAACAAGGCGACUCGAAUUCUAGGUGUAAUAAAACGGACCUUUGACUACAUGGAUGAGGAGACUUUCAAGGCAUUGUACAAGACCAUGGUUCGCCCACAUCUGGAGUACGCCAACAGCGUUUGGUGCCCCUACUUGAAGAGAGACAUUAACAAGUUAGAAAAGGUGCAACGGAGGGCAACCAAAAUUGUUCCAUCUUUAAGGGAUUUGCCAUAUGAAACAAGGCUGCUACUCCUUGAUCUCCCAACACUUGCCUACAGAAGAUUGCGGGGUGACCUCAUUCAAGUUUUCAAAGUGAUGCAUGGGUUCCAGGAUGUCCAUCCAGAUAAGCUAUGUGACAUGUCAAGAAAUGUAAAGGGUCUAAGGGGCCAUGAUCUGAAGAUAAACAAGGAACGUAGUACUACCAGAAUUCGUCAGAACAACUUCACACAGAGAGUCUGUAAUGUUUGGAACAAACUACCAGCUGCAGUUGUUCAUUCUCAUUCAACUAACAUCUUCAAAAAUGGCAUUGAUGAGUACCUCACCAAAAACAUUGACAUGUACAGUUUUGCAGGAUGUUCACCACAGGAUAUAUGGAAAUAUUAAGUUCAUUCUCUUCUGCUCUCACAUUUGACUUCGCUACUUCCAUUGCAUUCAGUGCUUUUGCAUCAUUCUAACCCGAUCGGGUCGAUCCAGACGGCGCUGGAGCAGUUCUUCAGAGAGGAGGGUAUAGAGUAUGCCUGCGGAGAAUGGGACUGCAAGCAGGCUAUAGUCAUGCAUAAGUUCACUAAGCUACCAA